Messenger RNA from Notolabrus celidotus (New Zealand spotty), 2621 nucleotides. RefSeq names its product allatostatin-A receptor-like. Gene Ontology annotation, biological process: positive regulation of Rho protein signal transduction; phospholipase C-activating G protein-coupled receptor signaling pathway. The transcript has 3 exons. Lineage: Eukaryota; Metazoa; Chordata; Actinopteri; Labriformes; Labridae. Bases 1359 to 2234 code for a protein of 291 amino acids. The record is from RefSeq and is a predicted model, not a curated record. Gene Ontology annotation, cellular component: membrane. Gene Ontology annotation, molecular function: G protein-coupled receptor activity.
UCUUCCUCUGAGUUAGUGGGUGGAUCUCUUGCAUGCAUCACAAACCUGCUCCAAUAAUUUGCCCCUUUUCUCCUGUCCUGAAAAUUGGUCUCUUGAAUUCAGACGGGUCUUUACUCCAGUCUUUUAGCUCUCGUUUGAGGUGUCCCUAGUAGCCUCUGAGUUUGUGUUGAAGAGUUUUCCUGAGUCUUCCAGAUACUUUGGUUUCCAGUCAGUGGCUCGGCAGCAGUGGUUUAGUUUCCUCCUUAUCUAUCCAUUCGAUUGCUUGUGAUUUCAUUGGUCAGUUCCUUUGGAAUAACUUUCAGAACCCCCAUGGUCCACAUUUGUGUCCCACUCCCCUUCGUCCUGACAGCUCAGUAAGUAGUCAUAAGUUCUAACCUUUAUCUGGGAAAACUUGGCUUCUUAUGCUUCAUAAUCCACAUCUCAGUCAGAAGCAACAGCUUAUAAUUUUCUGGAUCACUUAACGUCUCAGCCAAAUUCAAAGUAGUCUUGCACCAUUAAAGUACCCUGCUCCAUACAUUACACCAAUCAUGCAUGCAUGGGAAAUUCAAAAGGUUGCUCUUGUAGUUCAGGGCUUCUUUUGCAUGAGCUCAAGUCUUACAGAGGUGCAUAAGUUUUGCGUCACAGGCUGUAUGAAAUGACCUGAAAAAACAAUCAUCAUGAUUUUGGUUAUUUCGCUGAUACAGUUUGGUGUUCAGAAAAUAACAUGUUAAGAAUUCAUGAUGAUAGAUCUGUGGGGUUGAAUUCUUUGUGACUUUGUGACACCUUACCUGACCUUAAGCUGUCUGAACUGAAACACUCACAAACUCAAUGGCUAGUUUUAUGGAGAGGCUCUGAUUGUGUUUAACAGAAGAAGAUUCAAGUCUGGACAUCAUGAACGCUCUGACUAUAGAAACACUCUGGGGCAGAACCACACGCUCAACAACAGACACUAUCCCAUACCUAUGAAAACAGAACUUCGCUAACAAUAACAAAAACUUGGUGAAUGCGCGUCAUUUGAGCAUAUUUGCAUCAUGUUUCAAAUCUGGACUGAGUGUGCAAAAGAACACCUGGCGUAUGAUUAAUGCUGUAUGCAAAGGGAAGUCUGUGGAGACUGGUCAACAUUUAUGAAGCUGAUAUAAAACACCAGAAUGAGACCGAGGGAUGUCAAAGAUUACUGAGACAGGAAGAAGGACAGUUUGAGGAGCGAGGCUGACAUUCGUAACGCCUGAAUCCUUACCCAGCCAGAAUAAUCUGCUCUGUGGUUCAGGACAAAAAACACAGGAGGUCAUUGUUUGGACAAGUUGACCGGACCCUUGGUAUUUUGUUCCCUGACUCCUGGGAUAACUAAGUCAAUAUACUGAACUCAGAGAUCCAAAGUGAUGGUAAACUUAAAUAACACAACAACCAUUAAUGAGCCUUUCUCAGGCCACUCAGCAGGGCCACUUAUCUGGUACCUCCUGCCCACAGUAGUCACAGUGCCAGCACUGGGGCUACCAGCAAACGCCCUGGUCAUACGCCUUCUACUGAGGAAACCUGGUAUCUGCUCCACCUCAGAGAUCUUCACACUCAACCUGGCAGUUUUUGACACUCUGUUCUGCAUCAUGGUCAUCGUCGAGUACAUCCGUUUACUGUGGGUCAACACGCAGGAGGCUGGCAACUUCCUGGCUUGGGGUUUGAAUCAAGCAGGAGGGCCGAUGUUGCUCUGCAUGCUGAGUCUGGACUGCUACAUGGCGGUCUGCCAUCCGCUGGUCUUCCUCCGGCUCAAGGAUCCAAAACUGCGACUGUCCUUGUGUAUCACGCAGAGUCUAAUAACGGUUGGAUCUUGUAUUUUGGUGAAACUCAAGUCUCCCUUCAAGUGGAAAGUCAUCUUAGUGCUCCUGAGCUGUGUCAUUGUGAUCAUAUCAACCUGCAGCUUCCUGAUUCUCAAGUCCCUCCACCAAGCCGGUCCCAGCAAGAAGGAGGUCCAUCCUGUGAAGAAGAGGGCGUUCAAGAUAGUGCUGACUGCGUUUGUGCUGAUCAACAUCCACUACAUCCCCCCGGUCAUCGAGUACCUGCUCAGGGAGUUUGGCCCAGAGUCUUUCAAGCCCUAUUCAGCCCUCACGUGUGUGUCCUACAUAGCUCUGUCCAUGAGCUCUUUCCUUCAGCCACUGAGUUAUCUCAUCCGCACCAAACAACUGCCAACAAUGAGCUGUCACUGCUGCUCAGCUGCUGAGGCAACAUCUGGGGCAAUAAACCCAGCAGUGCAACGAUCAUAAGGUGUAGAGCUGAAUGUAAGGAAGGAGCUGGACUAUGCUGAGUGGAGGGAUUGCAAUGUAUUAGUUCUUAUGUUAUUUUAAUGGUUUAUAUCUUUGGGGAAACGAUGGAAUGACCUCUAGUGAAGGUCUGUUUUCAUUGUAUUUAAACCUGAAAUUCUUUGACAUUUCUCUUUUGAUCUGACUUUCCUUUCUUGAAUAUUCUAGAGAACAAAUGUGGUCAUCAUCCUUAGUGAGCUAACUAUAAUAGAAAGCAACUCAACCCAAUUAAAGGCAGCUGGACUUGAAUAAUUACGCAGCGUCGAAGGGACACAGAAGGGAAAAAUGUAGGUUGAUCCCAAGAAAUUUUUGCAAGAUCCUCAAAAACAUCUCACAGACCACUCAGGUGAA